Odontomachus brunneus is the source of this 950-nucleotide messenger RNA. RefSeq names its product chymotrypsin-1-like. The transcript has 5 exons. The record is from RefSeq and is a predicted model, not a curated record. Gene Ontology annotation, molecular function: serine-type endopeptidase activity. Gene Ontology annotation, biological process: proteolysis. The coding region runs from base 75 to 803 and encodes 242 amino acids. NCBI's taxonomy places the organism in Eukaryota, Metazoa, Arthropoda, Insecta, Hymenoptera, Formicidae.
GGAACACUGAGUGGUCUACGUAUCAGUUUGCAAUUUGUUGUGGACCUGGUUACUGAAUUACGGCUAUCGAGAUAAUGAAGUUAGCAAUUUUGUUGGUUGUCGGCGUUAUCGCCAAUGUAUAUGGCGAUGAACCUGAACCUAUCGUGGGUGGUAACAUGGCAUAUCCUGGACAAUUUAAACAUCAAGUCUCCAUUCAGGAAGACGGCUACCAUAUUUGCGGAGGAAGUAUUAUUAGCAGCACGCAUAUCCUCACUGCUGCUCAUUGCAUAUCGUCUCCAAGUAUCGCGGACCGCUUGACUGUUGUAACCGGCACAAACAAAGUAAUAGGAGAUGGUGAAUUAUACAAAGUCAAGUCCGUUGUAGUGCAUCCAGGGUUCAGCAUGGAUCACCUUCGGGACGAUAUCGCAAUACUCACUUUGGAGGAACCGAUUCCCUUCAACAGUCGACAAAACGCAAUUCCUCUGGCGAGUAAGGAUUACGCCGAUGGCAUUAAUCGUGGUAUGGUGAGCGGAUGGGGAAAACUCGGUGCAAGCUCAGGCACACCGUUAUACCUUCAAUAUAUCGAUGUGACGUUAAUGAAGCCUAGUGAAUGUCAAAAAGCGCAUCCAGAAACUACUUCUAAACAACUAUGUACCAAUGAAGUGGGGCAGGGUGUAUGCAUGGGUGACAGCGGCGGCCCUCUCAUUCACAACCGUGAACUUGUUGGUAUCGUCUCCUGGGGCAUUCCCUGUGCUGUGGGUCAACCUGAUGUGUAUACUAAUGUUUACCAUUAUACGCCCUGGAUUGAAAAACAUACUCUCUGAUCAUUCGACCGGCAAUCUAUAUUUCAGACAUUAUCCAGAGGUUUUAGUUACAGCGUGUGAAACGCGUUGCUAACAUUAUUAAUAUGUAGAAAUAGAAAUGAUAUGAAAGCAUAAAGUAAACAAUAAAAAAAUAUUACUUGAAAUAAA